Australozyma saopauloensis is the source of this 2022-nucleotide messenger RNA. RefSeq names its product tRNA modification protein (gene MTO1). Gene Ontology annotation, cellular component: mitochondrion; cytosol. The transcript has a single exon. The record is from RefSeq and is a predicted model, not a curated record. Gene Ontology annotation, molecular function: flavin adenine dinucleotide binding. Lineage: Eukaryota; Fungi; Ascomycota; Pichiomycetes; Serinales; Metschnikowiaceae. Gene Ontology annotation, biological process: mitochondrial tRNA wobble uridine modification; tRNA methylation. The coding region runs from base 1 to 2022 and encodes 673 amino acids.
AUGGUACGCGCAACAUUACAGGUUGUAGCUCGGCGGAACAUAUACAUCAAUGCUGAGCUUUCAAGUAAACUCAAGUCGGCACCGCACUGGCCGGUUGUGGUCAUUGGUGCUGGACAUGCUGGAUGUGAAGCAGCUACUGCCUCUGCCAGAGCUGGAGCCAGAACAACACUCGUCACUCCGCACAUCUCAAAAAUCGGCACUGCGUCCUGUAAUCCUUCCAUGGGUGGUGUUGGAAAAGGAACUUUGCUACGAGAGGUGGAUGCCUUGGAUGGUGUUGCACCCAAGAUCACUGAUAAAGCAGGAAUACACUUUAAAACAUUAAAUGCUUCGAAGGGUGCCGCGGUUCAGGGUCCUCGCGCUCAGAUCGACCGGAAGAUUUAUCUCGAGGAGAUGCAGAAAGUAAUUUUGAACUACGAGAAUUUGGAUGUUGUGGAGGAUCUGGUAGAAGACAUAAUUGUAGAUCCAACUGAACAUCGAACAGAUACUGGGGGCCGACUCCAUGGUGCCGUGAAAGGUGUUAUUUUGGAAAGUGGCUCUGUAUUUUCCUGUGACAGAGUUGUGAUUACCACGGGAACUUUCCUCGGGGGCGAGAUUCAUAUAGGCCUUCGCUCUUUCCCGGCUGGUAGAAUCGGUGAAGCUGCUACAUUUGGAUUGUCAAGAACUUUGCGAGAUGCUGGUUUCAGACUAGGGCGCUUGAAGACAGGCACGCCACCCCGUCUUCUGUCAAAAUCAAUCGAUUACAGGGGACUUGUUGCGCAGCCCUCUGACUUCCCCCCUCAACCAAUGUCAUACAUGAAUAAUGAAGUCACUUUGAUCGAUCAACUAGUUCAAUGUCACCAAACAAGCACAACGCCAGAAUUCCACAAGAUGAUUAGUGAUAAUCUUGACAAGUCCAUACACAUCAGAGAAACAGUGAAAGGGCCCCGUUAUUGUCCUUCUAUUGAAUCCAAAGUGAUACGGUUUUCAGACAAAACCUCCCAUACAGUUUGGCUUGAGCCCGAAGGACUAGACACAGAUUAUGUCUAUCCAAACGGAAUCUCAACCACCAUGCCAGAAGAUAUCCAAGAACAAAUAGUCAAAAUGAUGCCCGGAUGUGAGAAUGUUGAAAUGCUCCAGCCUGGCUAUGGUGUCGAGUAUGAUUAUGUCGACCCUCGCGAACUUAAAAUCACAUUGGAGACGAAAUUAAUUGAUGGUUUAUACUUGGCAGGCCAAAUUAAUGGAACUACGGGCUAUGAAGAAGCUGCUGCUCAAGGCUGCGUUGCUGGUAUCAAUGCAGGUUUGGCAGAAAUGAACAAACCACCAUUUGAAUUCCACCGGUCACAUGGAUACACCGGUGUUCUUAUUGACGAUUUGAUCACGAAGGGCGUUGAAGAACCCUACCGAAUGUUUACCUCGAGAUCUGAAUUCCGCUUCUCAAUCAGAGCCGACAAUGCGGACCUAAGAUUGACUGAACGGGGAUAUCUUGCCGGUGUUGUCGGAACUUCUCGAUACAACCAUUAUAUGGAAGAACAAGAUCAAUACAACAAGGUCAAAGAAUACCUUAAAUCUAUUGCCAAGAACGGUUCCAAAUGGGCCCCUGUGCUCAAAGGCACUCAUCAAGUGAACGCACACACAAACGUCAAUGGAUGGAAGCUCCUCUCCUACAAGGGUAUGACAUUACAAGACUUGAUCCCUCACUUAGAAUCAAUCACGCAAGCUCCUUUACCAGAUUGCUUUGAUAAUCUUUCAAAGUGGAAUUUGGACAAGUUGAAUGUCGAAAGCACUUAUGAGCCAUGGCUCCGAAAAGAGCAAGCCCAUGUCAAGGCAUUUGAAGCAGAUGAAAACCUCCUCUUACCAGUCAAUUUUGAAUACCUGAAUACAGGCAACAUGAAGUUGUCAAACGAGGUCUGUCAUUUGUUGAAUACAAUCCAACCGAAGACAAUUGGUCAGGCUAGGAGAAUCCAAGGUGUUACCCCAGCGGCUAUAUUCGAACUAUUCAAAUUGGUAAGAGGUAACCAGAAAGUAUAUGCUGCUGAAAUUUAA